Molecule: messenger RNA, 2436 nt
Organism: Macaca mulatta (Rhesus monkey)
Lineage: Eukaryota; Metazoa; Chordata; Mammalia; Primates; Cercopithecidae
Source: RefSeq, a predicted model, not a curated record
CUGAGCGACUUUGCUCCCGGCCGCCUCCUGGAGGCUCGAGACCCCCCGCUAGGAGCGAGGUGGGAGAGUAGCUACGUGGGGUAUUAGUUUCCUCGCUCCUCAAGCGGAAUCAUCAUAACCUACGGGCGGUUGCGUUCCCUAGACUGACUGCUGUCCCCUUUCAGUGAGGACUGUGCUUCCUCCGAGGGAGUUGCGGGCCGGGGCAUGCGGACCGAGGAUAUUUCUAGGUCUAGGGACAAGGGACUUGGAAUCCUGCCUCGGACUUUGUCGGAGGGUUUUAGUCACUUCUCUACGUAGCUCCCUCAUUGUCUCUCAUCUUUUAGCUCCCCUGUCAAGGACCAUCCCCCAUUCUAGGCCUUCGAUGUGUGAUGCUUUGAUCAAAGGAUUGACAUUCUUUUUCUAAGUGUUUGCUGUCAGCUUUCAGUCUCUUGAUUGGUUUGGAAUCGGAGCCUUUUCUCCUGCGAUUCCAGGUGUCCCUAAGGUAUCAUUGUUACCCAGAACCAAGAACUCUGGAGGAAUGAAAAAGGCAGCAUCUUUAAAAGAAUGUUUAUUGGAAGGUGUUGCAAGAGUUUGCGAAGUCAUGAAGAACAAAGUUUUUUAGAGCCAUUAUGAAAUGGCAACGGAACUCUGCCAGACAGGGAUUACAGCAGUAGGCAAGACCAAUCCACUGCCUGCCUUCAUGGAACUUACAUUCUGAUGGGAAAGAAAGAUUAUUUACAUAAUUAACAGUGUGAUUAAUAUUAUAAAUAAGUACAGAAUGUUUUUGGACUAUGUAACAGUAAAACUUCUAGUUUUGUUGAAGGAAUGUGCAGGAAAAACAGAAACUUGAGAGGUGACCUAAGAUGGAGGUGGGGGUGGCACACUUUCUACUGAAGUACUAAGGUGUUUGCAAUGGCUGCUACUGUGAACUUGGAACUUGAUCCCAUUUUUUUGAAAGCACUAGGUUUCUUACAUUCAAAGAGUAAAGAUUCUGCUGAAAAGCUAAAAGCACUGCUUGAUGAAUCUUUGGCUCGGGGCAUUGAUUCCAGUUACCGUCCAUCUCAAAAGGAUGUGGAGCCACCCAAAAUUUCAAGCACAAAAAACAUUUCCAUUAAGCAAGAGCCCAAAAUAUCAUCCAGUCUUCCUUCUGGUAAUAAUAAUGGCAAGGUCCUCACAACUGAAAAGGUAAAGAAAGAAGCCGAAAAGAGACCUGCUGAUAAAAUGAAAUCAGACAUCACUGAAGGAGUUGAUAUUCCAAAGAAACCUAGAUUGGAGAAACCAGAAACACAGUCCUCUCCCAUUACUGUCCAAACUAGCAAGGAUUUAGCUAUGGCUGACCUUUCCAGUUUUGAGGAGACCAGUGCUGAUGAUUUUGCCAUGGAGAUGGGAUUGGCCUGCGUUGUUUGUAGGCAAAUGAUGGUGGCAUCUGGCAAUCAAUUAGUAGAAUGUCAGGAGUGCCAUAAUCUCUACCACCGAGAUUGCCAUAAACCCCAGGUGACAGACAAGGAAGCGAAUGACCCUCGCCUGGUGUGGUACUGUGCCCGAUGUACCAGACAAAUGAAAAGAAUGGCUCAAAAAACUCAGAAACCACCACAGAAACCAGCCCCUGCAGUUGUUUCUGUAACUCCAGCUGUCAAAGAUCCAUUGGUUAAGAAACCAGAAACUAAACUGAAACAAGAGACAACUUUUCUAGCAUUUAAGAGAACAGAAGUCAAGACAUCCACAGUUAUUUCAGGAAAUUCUUCUAGUGCCAGCGUUUCCUCGUCAGUAACUAGUGGCUUAACUGGAUGGGCAGCUUUUGCAGCCAAAACUUCCUCUGCUGGUCCCUCAACAGCAAAAUUGAGUUCAACAACACAAAACAGUACUGGGAAACCUGCUACCUCAUCAGCUAACCAGAAACCUGUGGGUUUGACUGGUCUGGCAACAUCAUCCAAAGGUGGAAUAGGUUCCAAAAUAGGUUCCAAUAACAGCACUACGCCCACUGUACCAUUAAAACCACCUCCACCUCUAACCUUGGGUAAAACUGGCCUUAGUCGCUCAGUUAGUUGUGACAAUGUCAGCAAAGUAGGUCUUCCUAGUCCAAGUAGUUUAGUUCCAGGAAACAGCAGCCAACUAAGUGGGAAUGGAAAUACUGGAACAUCAGGACCUAGUGGAAGUACUACUAGCAAAACUACUUCAGAAUCCAGCAGCUCUCCCUCAGCAUCCCUUAAAGGUCCAACUUCACAAGAAUCACAGCUCAAUGCUAUGAAGCGAUUACAGAUGGUCAAGAAGAAAGCUGCCCAAAAGAAACUCAAGAAGUAAUGUGGCCAAGUAGGUUUUUAUAUCAUAUUAGCCUAAAGAUGAAAGGCUUAUUAUUAAGAUAUAUGUAAUAUACUGUAAUUUAAUAAAAGUCUUCAUAAUCAAAUUUCUAUUGUUUCUUGCCUUAAAAUGCUAAAUAUAUAUAACAAAACUUGGAAA